AUGGGAGUCAACAUCUCCAUAAUCAGAGACGGCAACUUUAGACACCCCCGAUAUGCAAAUUUCCGGCCACGCCACAAAUACGGCCUAAUCCCUCUCGGACGCGCCGCGCGAAACUGGUGCCACGAGAUAAUCACGCUGGACUUCAAAAUUCGCGAAACAGUCCAACGCGAGAUCUACAUCACUGAAGAACUCGAAGCACGCCGUAAAUCAGACCCAUCAGAACCGAUGUCUGACCGAGAAAGAGCCAUCCGCAGAGACUGGGAACGGGACCUCAAAACACUCGCCAAGGCAUACUGGGAAUACGAGCGGAAACUAUACCACCUGGAAGUAUCAGCGCCCAGCGAGAUUGCAAUGCGCGCAUACAAGACUCUCCGAGAAGACGAAUAUUGGUAUCUUUCUUCUUGGUUACGCGAGGACUGCAUCCGACGUGAUGGCUGCUGUGCACGUCAGUGUGGAUGCUGCGAGAAACCACGCAAUACCCACAGAAGACUGCGACUGGGUCAUUGUACAAUUGAAGUGGAUUUGAUAAACUCGAUCCCAGUCUCUCUCGGGGUCGAGAGGAGUUCUACGGACUCUCCUGGGAAUGCAGGAGCUAUGAUAUUGACCGGUACAGUAUGCUGAUGGAGAGGGCGUAUAUUUGGGGAUUUGAUACGCAGCAGUCUGCCUUCCGGUCUGUGAUUCAGUGGAAUUUUGGUGGACUUAUCUGUGAUGUGAAUAAAUUUAAGUAGUUUGGUUUAUCUAGUUAGAGUCAGAGUCUGCUUUCUGGGAAUUGUUGUCUACCAGCAAUAUGUAUUGUCUUGUCAGUUUCUUUCUGUCUUUUAAAAUGUAUUACAAGCACCUCGUUGGGCAUGAUGUACUCGCCUGACGGAGCAGACGAGUCUCCAGCGGUGUCCGCGGAGACGAUUCCAGUGAGGCCAGAAUAAGCUGCCAUCGUAGGAUUCGAGUUUUCUCGCUCUGCAUGAGGCUCAGAAUGUUUUCGAAUUCAAAGUACAUGCCGAACCACUUGAAACUAAAACGACGGUCUCGACCAUGCAGGCGGAGGACUCGCAGGUGCUCUAAUUCAGAUCCAGGAAGGACUGCAUAGGCUGUUUCUGGCAGCGGAUGCGAGGAAGCAAUGCCACCUGUGAUAUAGAUAUAGUGCACAAGGGGUUCCCGACGACGUUGUCUGAGCGAUAAUACCUUCCUUUUCAUCCGUAGGGACUUUCUCCAACCUGCGGUGAAUCUGAAUAUGAAUUCUCGGAGGAAGGAUCUCAAUGAUGACCUGGCUGAUGCUCCGAAGUGACGCGAGGGUGGAUUUGUUGGAGCUGUUGAGGGAUUGGUGACUUCAUUAUGGGAGGUCACCGAUAUAGCUCGUAUAUUCAGAAGGCUUAAAGGAUACAAUAAUGACACAGGCAACUGGAAGGAAAGUAUGGUAAAUUUCAUAGAGCCAGGCGGUUUCGGGAAUCUCCAGACGAUGAUCUCAACCGUCAAAGCUAAAC
This is a messenger RNA of Monascus purpureus, 1478 nucleotides long. NCBI's taxonomy places the organism in Eukaryota, Fungi, Ascomycota, Eurotiomycetes, Eurotiales, Aspergillaceae. The record is from the annotation of a GenBank genome assembly.